UCAUCGAUGGAAACUCAAAGUCAGGAAGAAGUUAUAGGGCAGAACAAGAUGCUUCCUCCUGAGCCUGGAUCAUUCCAAGAUCGCGAAGAUCUUAUCAAAUAUGUUCGCGAUUUCGGAGCUAGUCAAGGAUAUGUGGUGACUAUAAAGAAGUCUAGGAAAGAUAGAAGAGUCAUUCUGGGUUGUGAUAGAGGAGGCGUUUACCGUAACAGGCGCAAAAUCGAUGAAAGUAAACGCAAAAGGAAAGCAAGUUCGCGCCUUAUAAAUUGUCCUUUUGAAGCCAUUGGUAAAAAGGAAGAUGAUUUAUGGGUGCUUACCAUAAAGAAUGGGCAUCACAAUCAUGAAGCCCUCAAGGACAUGUCAGAGCAUCCUUGCAGUCGUCGUUUUACCGAGGAAGAGGUAAGGCAAAUUAAAGUAAUGACUGAAGCCGGUAUUAAGCCCCGUCAAGUACUUAAGGCUCUCAAGCAAACUAAUCCAGAAUUACAGUCAACACCAAGGCAUUUGUACAAUCUCAAAGCUAAGAUCCGUCAAGGAACUCUGUCAGAGAAGAGUUUCAACUCAUGGAGACCUAAUAGAUCUGUUCUUGUGAUCACAAGUAUAUCUCCCUCCAGCGGGACAGUGAAGCAAAAUAACCAGCCGCUGAAGGUUCCUAAUUUUAUUGGAGGGAAAUUUGUGGAUUCACAAGGAGGUUCAGUCAUUGAUGUUUUAAAUCCUGCAACACAAGAGGUUGUUUCUCACGUUCCUAUAAGUACCUAUGAAGAGUUCAAAGCUGCAGUUAGUGCAGCCAGGCAAGCUUUUCCUUUGUGGAAAAAUACACCUAUCACGACUCGUCAAAGUAUCAUGUUUAAGCUCCAGGAGCUCAUCCGCAGAGACAUUGAUAAGCUUGCCAUGACCAUAAUAACCGAACAAGGUAACACACUAAAAGGUGCCCAAGGUGAUCUGCUUCGUGGUCUAGAGGUUGUUGAACAUGUGUGUGGGAUGGCAACUCUACAAGUGGGGGAGUUUAUUCCCAACACAUCUAAUGGAAUUGACACAUAUUCCAUUAGAGAACCUCUAGGUGUUUGUGCUGGAAUAUGCCCCUUGAACUUUUCAGCUACGACUCCUUUGUGGAUGUUUCCAAUUGCAAUUACAUGUGGGAAUACUUUUGUCCUCAAGCCUUGUGAAAAGUAUCCAGGGGCUUCACUGAUGCUAGCAGCACUAGCAGUGGAGGCUGGUUUGCCUGAUGGUGUCUUAAAUAUCGUUCAUGGUGGCCAUGAUAUCGUUAACUAUAUCUGUGAUGAUGAUGACAUAAAAGCUAUAUCCUUUGUUGGUUCAAAUGCUGCUGGAAUGCACAUAUAUGCUAGAGCAUCUUCUAGGGGUAAACGUGUUCAGUCCAAUAUAGGAGGGAAAAAUCAUGCCAUCAUCAUGCCUGAUGCUAGUGUUGAUGCUACUUUGAACGCUCUAGUUGCUGCAGAUUUUGGUGCUGCGGGCAUGGCACUCAAUACUGCUAUUUUUGUUGGGGGUUCAAUGCCAUGGGAGGGACAACUUGUGGAGCAUGUGAAAGCCCUAAAAGUAAAUGUGGGAACUGAUCCUAAUGCUGACAUUGGUCCAGUAAUUACUAAAGAGGCAAAAGAUCGAAUUGGCAGAUUAGUCCACAACAGUCUUGAGAGUGGUGCUAGACUUCUACUUGAUGGGAGAAAAGUUCUGGUUCCGGGAUACGAGAACGGGAAUUUUGUUGGUCCUACAAUCUUGUGUGAUGUGACAACCAACAUGGAUUGCUAUAAGGAAGAGAUUUUGGGACCUAUUCUUUUGUGUAUCCAGGCUGACAGCUUAGAAGAGGCCAUCAUGAUUGUUAACAGAAACAGGCAUGGGAAUGGGGCUUCUAUAUUCACGGCAUCUGGUCUUGUUGCAAAGAAGUUUCAGAUUGAAGUUGAGGCUGUUCUGGUUGGAAUCAACGUUGCUGUUCCAGUUCCAUUGCCAUUUUCAUCAUUCAAUGGAUCAAAGUCAACUUUUGUUGGCAAGUCAGGCGUUCAGUUUUACACCCAGAUCAAAACGGUUGCUCAACAGUGGAAGGAUUUAUCAAGCCUCGCAAUGCCACUACCUGCACCUCUAACAUCUGAGAAAGACAUGAGGAAGAGCUCUGAGAGAGAUUCACCGAGCCAAAGAAUGUCGCUAGCUAUGCGUCCAGCAUCGGAGACUGAUUCUUCAAGCCACAGUGUUCUGCUGCCCACCCCUCCACCAUCUGAGGCAGAAUUACCGAACCCAGGAGCCUCGUCUGUGUCAUCAACAGCUGAUAGGGAUUUACCAAGCCAGGGUGUGUACUUGCCACCAACUUCGGAGAGGGAUUUGUGUAAUGGAGAAAUGCCGCUAGCUCCACCUCCAGCAGUGGAGAGAGAUUUGUCAAGCCAAGGAGGGUCGAUAGCCUCAACUCAGAUAUCGGAGAUUAUGUAUAUGCCACAAGCAUCUAGGUGGAAUGAAACUACACAACAAACAUCCCAAAGGAGUGAAUCUUUUUCACCAAUUUUGGAAAGAAGUCACACGCCGACAUCUCAGACGAAAAACAACACAACGCUGGCUUCUCAAAGGACCGAGAUCAAUAUGGCCCUAACUUCUGAGAGGGUAUAUAUGUCUUCCUCUCAUGACAAUAUGGGUUCAAUGUCGCUCGGGGACGACGGUAUGGCUACAACAUCUCGAGUUGAUUCUUCUGUUAAUCCACCUUCCAAGAGGGCAUAUAUGCUUGGAACAUCCCAUCUGAGUGACAGUAUGAGUCGAACGUUUCAAAGGUCCAAUACCAUGUUCACUACAUGCGAGAGGCUCUGCAUGCCAACCAUAUCUCACCGAGGUGACCAUAUCGGCUCAAGUUCUCAAAGGACCGAUGUUUCUCUGCAUUCAGCUUCUGAGAGGAUAUACAUAUCUGCAGCCACGUCUCAAAGGAAUGACAACUUAGGACCGGCUGCUUCGCAACAAGCUGAUCCUAUGCCUUCAACUUCCGAGCGAAUGUACAUGCCUCACAUGGUUCAGACGAAUGCCACUAUGACUCCAACCUCCGAGAAAUUAUAUAGUCGUGGCACAUCUCCAAGAUUAUAUCAUCAAAACACAAUUAUAUCAAUGGAGGAAUUUCCAAGCCAAGGAGCAUCACUGGCUCUACCAACAUCACAGAGGAUAUAAGACCGAAGCUACUCUCUCUGUACCUUCAGGACUUUGAAACUGGGAAGACGAACUGUUCUCAAUGCCAAAAAAGUUAUCUUGUUUCCUUUGAAUAAUCAGGCUUCAAUUCUUAUUCGAGGUUUAGGCAACUCCCUUGGUGUCUCUUUCACAAUAAUCAUUAAUCGGGCCCCAGAAGAAUCGUGUGGUGGGAGAGAGAGAGGGGAAAAAUCUUCCCUUGCUCCCAUCUCUCAUUUACGACAGAAGCAAGAAGAAAUCCGUAGCGAUAGCUUGAUUUGCUAUUCCUUGAAGCACUUGACCUCUCAAUAAGAAAGUGGGCUUGAUGGCUAAAGAAGCAUUGAAGUUUGUGACAUGGAAAUUGAAUAUGUGAAACUGCUGUAGUUGAAGCACAUCCAAGGGUUCAAGAUUUAGUACAAAUUGUGAUGGAUACAAAUAUUUGAUCAUCGUAGGUCUCUGUUAGGAAAGUAUUGUUUUAGCUUAAGCACAUAUGUGGGUAGUUUGGCGCUGGUAGACACAUCUUAACAUAGGUGGAGACUCGUUUUACUUUUUAAUAUUUUUUGUCCGGCUCAAACUAGGCUCUUUCAAGUGAUUACUAAAAAUAGUUCAGUGAUUUAUUAAUUCACAUGUGUACGUUUAUUUU
Messenger RNA from Morus notabilis, 3781 nucleotides. RefSeq lists its product as uncharacterized. Gene Ontology annotation, molecular function: methylmalonate-semialdehyde dehydrogenase (acylating, NAD+) activity; malonate-semialdehyde dehydrogenase (acetylating, [NAD(P)+]) activity. Lineage: Eukaryota; Viridiplantae; Streptophyta; Magnoliopsida; Rosales; Moraceae. Gene Ontology annotation, biological process: L-valine catabolic process; thymine catabolic process. Gene Ontology annotation, cellular component: mitochondrion. The record is from RefSeq and is a predicted model, not a curated record.